CGCUAAAUUAUUUAUUUGACAGUAAACGAUAAAUAAAAUAGUACAUCAUUAACAAAUGAUGAAGAUUUGUUUGCAACAAAGUUCAAAUUUUUGCACAUGAUAUUGUUUUCUAAAAAAUUGAAAUAUGACUGAAAAAGCCUUCGAUAGUGAUGGAAAACCAAUCGUGCCGUCUAGACCACUUGUAAAAAGGAUCUUAGCUAACGAUCCGAAGAGAUUUUGUGGAAAAUACAUGUUGAAAGAAAUGAUUGGAGAUAAUUUUGAUUGCGACGCUCAUUAUGAGCGCAAUAAAAAACAUGCUUGGGCGGUUGUAAAUUCUUCAAAUAUUAUUCCUGUUCCUUCUGAAUAUAAUGGAAAGCCAGAAAAUUUACGUAGCAGUGCUGCUACUUUCUACACCACUCCAAUUUCGUCUAUCUGGCAAUCAGAGUGUGGCAAUUUCAUUUUGUUCCCUCCUGAUGAUGCCUACACUUUUACUACGAUUGAAAAGUUUCACACCAAGGACUGGUUUCCGAGGAUCAAUUUUAAAGAAUAUUUGUGUUACCCAUCGAGUAGCACAAAAUUCAACAUUCGAAAUCCAACGAAUUGGAAGCAAUUUAUGGGAGAUUGUAAGAAAAUACUAAUGCGUCGAGUUUUGAGUGAUUCCGAGGCGCCGAGCAAUAAAUCUAAACCGUCGGAGAAACAAGCAACUAACACAUUCAAAAAGCUUCUAGUGAAAAGUGGAAUAAAAGCUGUUGACAGAAAAUUACCAUCUGCAAUCAACAUUUUUGACCAAGAUGCUCCUACCAGUCAAUCUCGAUCUUUGAAGCGCAAGUUUUUUGAUGAGGUGAUGUCCUCUGCUGACAAAUUAGAACCGAAGUAUAAGAAGCUGGUGAAGGGUAAUAAAUUGGCAGAAAAAAAUCCCAAGGAUUCGAAAAAAUUGCUUGAGAAAACAGAAUUGAGAAAGCAGCAGACCAUAAAAAUGAAAACUCCACCAGUAUCAGCAAAACAAAAAUUGGCUUCUGUUAUAUCUUACAAAUCAGACAAAGCGAUGAAACAAAUUAACUUAUUUCCGAAAGAAGAUGACGAAGCUGGUCCAAAAUUGCAAGCUCUUGUGGAUUCAAUUUCAGGAACACAUGACAGUCAAAGGUUGUGUGACUCUGACUUUGACAGUCCUCAACCUGGCAGUAUUCCAAGCAGCUCAGAUAUAGAAUUGACUAAUCAAGGGCAAGAAGUUCUUGAUGUUGUUGUUGAACGAAAUCUCCUACCACCACCAUCCGCAGUUGCUUCACCAAUUAUUCAACAAGAAACCAGGGCCAGUAGACGCAAUAUUGGUUCUGCUGUAAUUAAUUAUGCAGAAACGAAAAGUGACAGUGGAUCUGAUUUCGCUCAACCAACUUCAUUCGAUUUUUCAAUUCCUCCACAACAACCAGCAAUUCUGAAACCUAUUGUACAUAAUAAGAGCAUAGUGACUGCUGUCCCCAAAACUCCAUCUCCAACUAGAUUAAUUGUUCCAACCCGAGGUUAUACCUCUGUUCCUGUUGUUGCCAUACCCCGGGACAAAGAAAUGCAAGAUCUAUUUUCAACUAUGAGCACUCAAAAUAUGGUGACCAGCAGUCAAGUCAGCAAUAUUGAUCUCAAUAACACAUGCGCUUCGGUCAUCAAGUAUAUGAAUGAAAAUCCAUCUGGAAGUGGAAUUUUGUUAAAUCUGCUAACAACCGUCAAAGACAUUCAGGUUGACCAAAAACUAUUGAAAAAUCAAUUUCAGCUUUUGGUUUCAACUCUCAAUCGCGAUAGGAGGUUUUUAACAAUCGAUGGGAACAGUGAUUUUUACUUCUCCAUGGCAAGCGAAAUUCAAAAAAUUUGCCAAUUACCUUUGUCAAAAAUUGGCGAUUUAUGUGUUGCCGAAGAAAUGUUCAAGAAUGCUGAUUAUGUCAGCUUCUUGUUAAUGAUUUUCGUUACGAAUUCGGUUGCUGGUGGCCCAGUGGGAAUGGUGGCUGGGUUCGUGUGGGAUAAGUUUUUUACCCCAAGCUUAUCCAGCCUCAUUGCCUGGGCCAGCAUUGAUGAAUGCAGGGAAGAUGGCUUCAAAGAAUUUGGUAGGAAAGAUGGGGAGAAGAAGAAAUUGCUGUUGUUUAAAUCACGUUUUCCGAGAUUGACCCAAAUGAUUUACCACAUCAUUCGGCGACGUGCAAUGCUGAGUGAAAAGAAACCACCGUCAACAUUCAAAAUGAAUGAAGAAAUUAAGAAAGCUAGGGCUGUCAGCGUCAGAAGAUAUACUACUGGAAUGUAUAUUACGGACUUUCAAGACUCCUCUUCAGCGUAUCCCGGCAGAUUGUGUUUGGCAAUGUUUUCUGAAGAUAUAGACCAGGGACCGGAAUUUAAUCAAGCAGAUUUCAAAGAAGAUCAGAAAGUCCGAAGAAAUACGUGCUUCAUUUGCUCCAAUAGAAGUGCUAUUUGUCAAAACGAAGCUGAAGGAUUUGCUGGUGACAAAUUGGGCCGAACAAGUCGAAAUAAAUCGAAGAAAUAUUCUGCAGCUGCUAAGAAAGAGGCGAAGAAAUUCGUGAAGAAAAAUAAUACAGUAGAAAAAACUGCUUGUGGAAGUUGUAGACGACCAAAUCGAAGAGUCAAUGAGAAACCGAGGAGGGAGUUUUUGAAUUAUUGUUCGUUUGCUCAUCGCUUUCAGCGUAUUGAAGAAAGAGCGAUGAAUAAUAUGUCUGAAGGAGUUUCAUUCUUGGAUUGUCCGGCGAUGACAAACCAAUUGAUUGAGGCACGUUCCAUGUACCAAGAGUAUCUACAAAUUCGAGCCUACCACGCGGAUGAUGACGAUAUUGGUGCGCCAGAAGACGAUUCACCUCCAGGUUGUGGCAAUAAACAUUCUGGUCAAAGUUCAACUAUUUCCAAGAAAAAGCGUCCACGAGCAUGUGAUGAUACUGACGAGAGUGAAACCGAAGGUGAUAACAGUGAUGCGAGCAAUAGCAGCAAUGACGAAGAAGAAAAGAGUGACGAAGGGACAGAAAGUGAUAAAGAUUCGGUGCUAUUCUCAGUUAGUCCGGUGCAAUUCUCAGAUAGCGAAGUUAGCGAAACUAGUGAAGAGGACGUAGUUGAGGAAGUUCAGAAGAAGAAGUCGAAGAAGAGGUCUGAACACAACGAGAAAGUGUUCGAAAAAGCUGCCAAAAAAGCUGCCAUGAAAGUUGGCAAAAAAGCGUAUAAACGUUCUAUGGAGAAAGACAGACAUUUUAGUUCUUGAACAUAUUUUCUAUUUUGAAGUUUAAGUGGUUUUGGUUAAAAAUGUUUUUUUCUUUCAGUUUAUUAUAUUAUCAGCUUGAAUGGUAUUUACACUAAUUGUUGCAGACUUCUAAGUCAUUUAAGUUUUGUUUUACAGCCAAUAGCAUAAGAGUAGGAAUCUUGUGUAAUAAAAUUCUUUUUGUAAUAUAUUAAUCUAAAUCAA
This is a messenger RNA of Hydra vulgaris (swiftwater hydra), 3421 nucleotides long. RefSeq lists its product as uncharacterized. The record is from RefSeq and is a predicted model, not a curated record. Lineage: Eukaryota; Metazoa; Cnidaria; Hydrozoa; Anthoathecata; Hydridae.